ACCUAAUAUAUCUUUUGGGGCUUCCUUCUGUUGGGUUCUGGAGAUCUUUACAAUACUUCCUCCGUCCUAUUUUACUCCGAACUCAUCAGUUAUCUCUCCCCAGUCUCCCUCGUUAUAGUCGCCUUGUCUACUAUCUACUCUCUACUCCCUUUCCAGUACCCAGUUGCAAAACGGAAGCACCUCAUCUCUGUAUUCUGUUUUCGGUUCAUCAAACAUGGCAGCCAUGUCAGGGAAGAUUAUCGAACAUGUUCUGGUAGCAAAGAGCUGCCAGCAGAAUAGGCAUUUGAGCACCCAAUAUCGACAAGCCUGUUGUAACCUUAAUAGGUGCAACUUGUCUCCCUUCCUAGGGGGGAAUCUGGCACGGAGUCGCAUGUCCACGAUACAGUUGCGUGCCUUUUCAAAACUUAAGCGAAGGAUUGUUUUCUGCAAUGCUGCGCCACCUACAGCAGCAUCAUCCAUUGAAAAGAGUGAUUUUCUUAAGCUUCAGAAUGGAAGUGAUAUUCGAGGUGUUGCUGUUGCUGGUGUUGAGGGAGAACCUGUUACCCUAACUGAACCAAUCACAGAAGCAAUAGCUGCUGCAUUUGCUUCAUGGUUGCAGGAUAGAAAGCAACCAGAUGCUGCUAGACGUUUGAGGGUUUCCAUAGGUCAUGAUUCUCGGAUAUCUGCAAAAACAUUACAGGAUGCAGUUUCUCGAGGAAUUGGUCGUGCAGGCCUUGAUGUCAUUCAAUACGGACUAGCAUCCACUCCAGCAAUGUUUAGUUGUACACUGACUGAAAAUGAGGACUUUCUGUGUCCAGUGGAUGGGUCGAUAAUGAUAACAGCAAGCCAUCUUCCCUACAACCGGAAUGGUUUUAAGUUCUUUACAAGUGCUGGAGGGCUUGGGAAAGCUGACAUAAAAGACAUCUUAGAGCGUGCUGCUAGUAUUUACAAAACCUUUACAGAUGAAGACUUACGGGAUCUAGAAAGAAAAGCUUCUCAAUCAAUAAGAAGAGUGGAAUACAUGACCAUUUAUACGUCCAAUCUUGUGCAAGCUGUUCGCAAAGCUGCAGGAAAUAUUGAGAAACCGCUCGAGGGGUUCCAUAUUGUUGUUGAUGCAGGGAAUGGAGCGGGAGGUUUCUUUGCUGGUAAAGUGCUUGAGCCUUUGGGAGCUAUUGCAUCUGGCAGUCAGUUUCUAGAACCAGAUGGUAUGUUUCCUAAUCAUAUUCCUAACCCGGAGGAUAAAGCAGCAAUGGAAGCAAUCACCAAGGCUGUCCUUGAUAACAAGGCUGAUUUGGGGAUAAUCUUUGAUACUGAUGUUGAUAGAUCUGCUGCUGUAGAUUCCUCAGGCCGAGAACUUAAUAGAAACCGUUUGAUUGCUUUAAUGUCUGCUAUCGUCUUAGAGGAGCAUCCGGGAACAACUAUUGUGACAGACAGUGUGACUUCAGAUGGUUUGACCACUUUUAUUGAAAAGAAAUUAGGAGGGAAGCACCGCCGUUUUAAAAGGGGCUAUAAAAAUGUCAUUGAUGAAGCAACCCGAUUGAACUCUGUUGGUGAGGAGUCACAUUUGGCUAUUGAAACCAGUGGGCAUGGUGCUCUCAAGGAGAAUCACUGGCUUGAUGAUGGUGCAUAUCUUAUGGUCAAACUUUUGAACAAGCUUGCAUCAGCUAAAGCUUCUGGUGAAGGCAGAGGCAGCAAGGUUCUUACAGGUUUAGUGGAAGGUCUUGAGGAACCUGCUUUUGCUGCUGAGUUGAGACUAAAGAUUGAUCAGACUCAUGCAGAUCUUAAAGGAGGGUCUUUUCGGGAGUAUGGGGAGGCAGUUAUACAUCAUCUGGAGAAUAUCACUGUUACAGAUCCAAAGCUUCAAAAAGCGCCUGUUAACUAUGAAGGAACAAGGGUUUCUGGCUAUGGUGGGUGGUUUCUUCUUAGACUCUCACUUCAUGACCCAGUUCUGCCACUUAACAUAGAGGCAUCCAGUCAAGAGGACGCCGUGAAACUUGCCCUUGUUGUGCUUUCUGCAGCAGGAGAGUUCCCAGCUCUUGAUGUAUCUGCGCUAAACAAAUUUGUCCAAGCAUAAGCACUAGUCUUUCCAGCUGGCUGCUCGAACUUGGUUUUAGAAUAUGCUGCUUGUUCUCAGGAAAGUCUCGAGGUUAUUUUCUCCACUGAGGACAUUGUAGGCAUGGAUAGUUGUAGCGUCUUGACUAUAGAAACUAUAGGAGCAAAUCAGCUCCAGAAAACACUCAAAUGGUUGUUGUGUCACGACAGAGUCCUAAUUCUGGGGAAUAAAUAAGAUAAUAAUGUUAGUCUGGGUUGUUGCCUGUCAACCUUUUUAACUUGAGCGAUCGAUUUUGUAUACAUAGUUACUUGAAAUCUACAUAAGAUCUAGGAUUGAUGUCA
Coffea eugenioides is the source of this 2373-nucleotide messenger RNA. RefSeq names its product phosphomannomutase/phosphoglucomutase. The record is from RefSeq and is a predicted model, not a curated record. Gene Ontology annotation, molecular function: phosphomannomutase activity. The coding region runs from base 215 to 2053 and encodes 612 amino acids. The transcript is spliced from 18 exons. Gene Ontology annotation, biological process: carbohydrate metabolic process. Gene Ontology annotation, cellular component: chloroplast stroma. NCBI's taxonomy places the organism in Eukaryota, Viridiplantae, Streptophyta, Magnoliopsida, Gentianales, Rubiaceae.